This is a messenger RNA of Alnus glutinosa, 1985 nucleotides long. RefSeq names its product squalene monooxygenase SE1-like. Gene Ontology annotation, molecular function: flavin adenine dinucleotide binding; squalene monooxygenase activity. Lineage: Eukaryota; Viridiplantae; Streptophyta; Magnoliopsida; Fagales; Betulaceae. Gene Ontology annotation, cellular component: endoplasmic reticulum; membrane. The record is from RefSeq and is a predicted model, not a curated record. The coding region runs from base 181 to 1761 and encodes 526 amino acids. Gene Ontology annotation, biological process: sterol biosynthetic process. The transcript has 8 exons.
AACAAACAACCGUUUUGUUGAAGAAGAAAAAAGAGAAAAAAAAAGGCACAGCCAGCGAGGAGAGAGAAUCACAGCACAAUUGCACAAAGCAGAGGCCAGAGAACCAAACCAACGGAGAGAUUACAGCGAGUGAGACUCCUGGAGGUCAGUGGUGAGCUCGCGCGGGUUGGCAUUGGAAAAAUGGUGGAUCAGAGCUUGCUUGGGUGGAUAUUGGCCCCGGUGUUGGGGCUUUUGGCGAUUUAUACUUUGGUGGCCAAGAAGAACCGUGUCGGAGUUUCUUCGGAGACGAGAGGCGAGUGCGUGAAGAGCGUCGCCACCACCACUAACGGAGAAUGCAGAUCCGGUAAUAGCGACAUCGACGUCAUCAUCGUCGGAGCCGGCGUCGCUGGCGCUGCUCUCGCUCACACUCUCGCCAAGGAUGGACGUAGAGUGCAUAUGAUUGAAAGAGAUUUAACAGAGCCUGACCGAAUUGUUGGUGAACUGUUACAGCCUGGAGGCUACCUCAAAUUAAUCGAGUUGGGGCUUGAAGACUGUGUAAAGGGCAUUGAUGCACAGCAGGUGUUUGGUUAUGCUCUUUUUAAGGAUGGGAAAAACACCCGGCUCUCUUAUCCCUUGGAGAAAUUUCAUUCAGAUGUGUCUGGAAGGAGCUUUCACAAUGGGCGCUUCAUACAGAGGAUGCGGGAGAAGGCUGCAAACCUUCCCAAUGUACGAUUGGAGCAAGGAACCGUUACUUCUCUGCUUGAGGAAAACAGAACAAUUAAAGGUGUGCAGUACAAGACUAAAGAUGGCAAAGAACUGACAGCAUAUGCACCUUUAACCAUUGUUUGUGAUGGCUGUUUCUCAAACUUGCGUCGCUCUCUUUGCAAUCCUCAGGUUGAUAGUCCCUCUUGUUUUGUUGGUUUGGUUUUGGAGAAUUGCGAACUUCCUUAUGCAAAUCACGGGCAUGUCAUACUAGCAGACCCUUCCCCCAUUUUGUUUUAUCCUAUUAGUAGCACAGAGGUUCGCUGCCUGGUUGAUGUACCUGGACAGAAAGUUCCCUCUGUUGCAAAUGGUGAAAUGGCAAACUAUUUGAAGACUGUGGUGGCUCCUCAGGUUCCGCCUGAAAUACAUGAUUCUUUUGUAGCUGCUGUUGAUAGAGGUAACAUAAGGACAAUGCCCAACAGAAGCAUGCCAGCUGCGCCCCAUCCUACACCUGGAGCCUUGUUAAUGGGGGAUGCAUUCAACAUGCGCCACCCUUUAACUGGGGGAGGAAUGACUGUGGCAUUGUCUGAUAUUGUUGUGCUGCGGGAUCUCCUCAAGCCUUUGCGAGACCUAAAUGAUGCACCUACACUCUGCAAGUAUCUUGAAUCCUUUUACACCUUGCGUAAGCCAGUGGCAUCCACAAUUAAUACUUUGGCAGGUGCCUUGUACAAGGUCUUUUGUGCUUCACCUGACCGAGCAAGGAAGGAAAUGCGCCAGGCUUGCUUUGAUUAUCUAAGUCUUGGAGGUGUAUUCUCAAUGGGACCAGUUUCUCUACUCUCAGGGUUGAACCCUCGCCCAUUGAGCUUGGUUCUCCAUUUUUUCGCUGUUGCGGUUUAUGGUGUUGGCCGUUUAUUGGUGCCCUUUCCUUCGCCUACACGCAUCUGGAUUGGAGUCAGAUUAAUUUCGGGUGCAUCAGGAAUCAUCUUCCCCAUUAUCAAGGCAGAAGGAGUUAGGCAGAUGUUCUUCCCUGUGACUGUUCCAGCUUAUUACAGAGCUCCGCCUGUUGAGCGAGAUCAUUAAAGUGAGAUGCCAACAGAGAAUGUAGCCGAAAAUCGGCUGCUAUCAUGACAAGCCAAUUUGUACUGGUAUCUGCCUUCCCUUUUUCAAAGCUGAGGGGAUGGUGAAUACUUGGAAAAUAAGAUGUGCAUCAAUACGUGUUUUGGUUUUUAGGACUUGUUCUUCCUAGUGUGUUGACAACUUAUUUUCUUCAAGUAUAUAUAGUUUGUUUCAAAUUUAUUGGAUUA